AUUGCUGCUUCUCUCACUCUGCCUUAUAAUAGUUGACGUCGCCACUCGUCGAUCUCACUUUGCUGCUUUAAUUGGUCACCUUCAACCUCUUCCUUGCCCUCGAUCGCUUUUCUUCAGUCAAAACUCUGGCUAACAUGGCUACUUGUCCUAGCAUGAUUGUACCAGAAGUUCUUAGUAAAGAAAAUUAUAAAAGGUGGAGCAUUUUAAUGCGACACUAUUUAGUAGCUCAAGGUCUUUGGGAUGUUGUUGAAUCAAAUGAGAUGCCUGGCCAGAUAGGGUGGGUUAAAAAUAAUGCUUUAGCUCUGCAUUCAAUUAAGAUUUCAUGCGGAACAGAAAUGUUCAAUCGGAUUAUGGAGAUGAAUUCAGCCAAAGAUGCUUGGGAUGCUUUAGCCGAAAUGUGUAGAACCCCUUUCUAUCACGACAUUUUUGAGCUCCAAGAAGUUUUCUAUAGAGACGUUCACGAGUUGCAAGUGGAAACGCUACCAGGUUUUAUUACAUCUCCUCUGUUCCGAGUUUGCUAUUUCUUCUGCGCAUUUGUUGUUGGAGGUCGAAUUUCUAUUGCCUUACAAGUUACAAACAUGAUUGGCAGGGCAACAAAAGACCUUGCAUGAUUUGAUUUGCCGGAGGAAUAUUGGCAAAGUAAAGCAGUUCUUACGCGACAAUCAGGAUUCAAGAUCUGAAAGUAUAUUAGACGCUGCUAUCCGCGAUGCAAUUACUGCUGGUAAGAAAGACAUUGCACGCUAUCUCUACAAGAAGACUCUGCAAUGUCUAGAUGGAGAUCGUGACUUCUUCCUCUUCGAAGAUCGUGGCUUCUUCCUCCUCCAAGAGUGUAUAAAAAAGAAAAUGUUUGGUAUGAGCUUUAAGAAUCUUUUUCUUUUUGCCGUUAAUGUUUCACUUUUAUCUCACAAACUUUGGUAUCAGAUAUUGCAUUCGAUCUACUCCACUAUCUACCAGACCUGGCAUUCAGAUGCCCUUCUGAUUCCACUCCACUCAUUUUAAUGCUUGCUCAAUCACCCUCAUUGUUGGAAGGAAGACUUUUUGGAUCUUUGUCACUGUGGAUAUAUAAUUAUAUAAGAGUGAAGUCAUACCUCAUCAAACCAAGAGGGACUCCAGCUAAUGGUGUUGGCGUCGUGGAAGACCAACAAACACGAGGGGAAUCAAUCAUUUCAGUGCUUAAAUCCCUUUGUUCUAAUACUGGAAAUUCAUCAGGGGCACUUGAUACUUGGUUUUCAUUUUGGAUUGGAUUUUCACUCGAGAUUCAGCUCGGCCAGUUACCUAGAGAGCACAACAUCAGCAUCGUGGAGCCACAUAGGUGAAAGCUUGCUACAUGUGAUGAAAACGCCUAGCAUUGUUCAUUAUGUCGGUGAAGAUCACCCUGGAAAUAAUGCCUCCCUCAGUUAUUGAUAUGGUGGCCAAAGUUGCAUUAGGAAUUCUAAGGAAUCACCAUGAUAAUCCACAUUAGUGAAUUUAGUAUAUUCAUUGACGUUGUAUACAAGGAAAUUCACUGACGUAGUUUAUACAAGGGAAUAUAUUGAUGUUGGAGUUCACAUCAAAGUUUUUACAUUAAAUGCCUUUAAUUAUACGUCGAUAAAUAAACCUUCACCAAUGUGGGAAGCAUCGUUGUAUAAAAUAUUUUGUACAGC
This is a messenger RNA of Rubroshorea leprosula, 1643 nucleotides long. NCBI's taxonomy places the organism in Eukaryota, Viridiplantae, Streptophyta, Magnoliopsida, Malvales, Dipterocarpaceae. The record is from the annotation of a GenBank genome assembly.